Closterium sp. NIES-65 is the source of this 813-nucleotide messenger RNA. Lineage: Eukaryota; Viridiplantae; Streptophyta; Zygnematophyceae; Desmidiales; Closteriaceae. The record is from the annotation of a GenBank genome assembly.
AUGGCCACCCCUAGUGUUCUCAUCUUUGACGCUGAGGGUCGGGCAGUUGACUUUGAGGUUAGGGUAGAUGAUCUGCAGCUUUUCCUACAGUGCGAUAGGGAAGACGGUCUCUCCCUGUUUGACCUCACUUCUGGUGCCUCUCCUGCCCCUGCUGCUGAUGCUGACGCCACUGUUCGCUCACAGUGGGCCACGCGCGAUGCUGCUGCUCGCCUUGCUGUGCGCCGCCACUUACCGACCACCGAGCGUGCACACAUUAGCCAGUACAAGAGUGCUCAGACCUUGUACGACGCUGUAGUUGCACGCUACUCUUCCCCUCCCACUGCUGCACUGAGCCGCCUCAUGCUACUGGACCACUUCCUCUCAGUUUGCCCCACCACGCUCACCGUUGACCUCCUCGAGAAGGCCCUCCUAGCAGCGGAGAAGAGCAUAGUCGCUGUAGGAGCCUCUCGUGUUUCGAGUCGGUCGGCGCUGCGUCUGCCCCGAGCGGGAGACGCCACACCGGCAAGGGCAAGGGGGGCAAGGGCGCUGGAGGGGCUGGCGGGGGCAGUGGAGGUGGUGGUGGAGGUAGUGGAGGGAGUGGGGAUGGUGGUGGGAGUGGUUCUGGGGGUGGCGGCGGCAGCGGCAGCAGUGGAGGCGGAGGAGGCGGCGGAAGUCGCGGAGGGAGCGGAGGCGGCGGAGGUGGCGGAGGAGGCGGAGGUGGAGGAGGCGGCGGAGGCGGCGGUGACGGCGGCGGCGGUGGUGGAGCGGGUCACGACUCUGCGCAGAGGAGUGGCUCAGGUGGUGGUCCGCGCCAGCAGAAGCGGAGUGGUGUGA